Pyrenophora tritici-repentis Pt-1C-BFP is the source of this 588-nucleotide messenger RNA. RefSeq names its product putative thioesterase superfamily protein. The record is from RefSeq and is a predicted model, not a curated record. NCBI's taxonomy places the organism in Eukaryota, Fungi, Ascomycota, Dothideomycetes, Pleosporales, Pleosporaceae.
AUGGACGCUGCUAUUGCUCACUUUUCCUCCGUGCCUUGGGCCGCCAAGCUGAUCAAUGAUACUGCCAAUUGGACACCAGUCCCCACCCGUGCCAUUGCAAAGAAGGCAUCCGGAGAAGAUGCAUUCUUCGCAGAGACCAUCAGUACCGAUCGAACAAUACGGGCAAUCUUGACGCUCCGGUCCAAGGAAGAGGUGGGCGAAGAGAUAGCAUACAGAGAGAUUAAAGAAUUUGUGGAUGUUGGCGACGGGCUCGAUGGCUAUCCUCAUGUAAUGCAUGGCGGCAUUACCGCCACUUUGCUCGACGAGGCAUGCGGUGCCCUGAUAAACUUCAACGCAAUGAAAAAGGUCGAACGGGCAGGAGAGGUUGGGCGCAGCAUAGAUCGACCGAAGUGGAUGACAGCCUAUCUGAACACAACCUACAAGGCCCCGGUCCCGACUCCUGGGGUCCUCCUCUGUACAGCGACCAUUGUGCGACAAGAGGGCGGCGAUCGCAAAGUCUACAUGCGUGCGACUGUCCAGGACGGCAACGGAACCGUCUGUACAAUCUGCGAGGCUUUGUUCAUCAAGAUCAAGUCGCAGCGGUUAUAG